UAGCACUGAAGGCUCUGGGUAAAUCGUGUCACACGAGAGGCAGCGUGUAACAACCUGCACACAAUUUUUAAAUAACCACCGUGCUUUUCCCAGAACGAGUUGUGGCAGGUCUAUUUUUAACCGGAAUGUGCCCAACCUUGCCCGAGCUCCUUUCUCCGCGUUUUUUUCUGGCUCGCUUCCCACGCCACGACUGCAUCAAGGUUAACUGGACCGUCCUGCCGGGCUCCUCCUGCCUCCCCCAAAGGAGCACCAGCCCGGUUCUGCUCGCCCUCCGUGGCAGGGCAGGGCAGGGCCACCCUCGGGCGCCGCUGCCCCGCUCUUUCCCCGCUCCCUGCCCCGAUAAGGCUCCGCAGGGACUCUGCCCUCCGCCCCCAGAGCAGCCGCACGCCCCGGCAGCAUUUCACAACCGGCCCGGCAGCGCCAGACCCGCUGCCACCCGCGGAGCCCACGGAGCACGGCAGGAGCAUCCCCGAGCGCGGGCCAAGUGCUGAGCAGCCAUGGAGAAGAUGCAGCAGAUCGUGGGGCGGGCCAGGGCCGCCUUCAGGUCGGGCCGGAGCCGCCCGCUGGAGUUCAGGAUCCAGCAGCUGAAGGCCCUGGAGAGGAUGGUGCAGGAGAAGGAGAAGGAGAUCCUGGCAGCCCUCAAGGCCGAUCUGAACAAGUGUGGGCACAACGCCUACAGCCAUGAAAUCCUGGGCGUGCUGAGUGAGCUGGCCCUCACCAUGGAGAAGCUGCCAUCCUGGGCAGCCCCUCAGCCCGUGAAGAAGAACCUGCUGACCAUGAGGGAUGAGGCCUACAUCGGCUACGAGCCCCUGGGGGUGGUGCUGAUCAUCGGGGCCUGGAACUACCCCUUUGUGCUGGUGAUGCAGCCCCUGAUCGGGGCCAUCGCAGCAGGCAACGCCGUGGUGGUGAAGCCGUCGGAGGUGAGCGAGAACACGGCUCGGCUGGUGGCUGAGCUCCUCCCACAGUACCUGGACAAGGAUCUGUAUGCUGUGGUCACUGGAGGAGUUCCUGAGACAACCGAGCUGCUGACCCAGAGAUUUGAUCACAUCCUCUACACUGGCAACACUGCAGUGGGCAAAAUUGUGAUGGCAGCAGCUGCCAAGCACCUGACCCCUGUCACCCUGGAGCUGGGGGGGAAGAGCCCCUGCUACAUCGACAAGGACUGUGACCUGGCUGUCGCCUGCAGGCGGAUAACGUGGGGCAAGUACAUGAACUGUGGGCAAACCUGCAUCGCCCCAGACUACAUCCUGUGUGACCCAUCCAUCCAGAGCAAGGUGGUGGAGAACAUCAAGGCGACUCUGAAGGAAUUCUAUGGGGAGGACGUGAAGUCAUCUCCAGACUAUGAAAGGAUCAUCAACCAGCGUCACUUCAAGAGGAUCCUGGGCUUACUGGAAGGGCAGAAGAUCGCUUAUGGGGGAGAGACUGAUGAGGCCUCCUGCUUCAUAGCACCAACCAUCCUCACGGAUGUUUCCCCGGAGUCCAAGGUGAUGGAGGAGGAAAUCUUUGGACCAGUGCUGCCCAUUGUGACUGUCAAGAGCGUGGAGGAAGCCAUUGAGUUCAUCAACCUUCGGGAGAAGCCUCUUGCUCUGUAUGUCUUCUCUAACAACAAGCAGCUGAUCAGACGGGUGAUAGCAGAGACCUCCAGCGGUGGCAUGACAGCCAACGAUGUCAUCAUGCACUCCGUGCUCCCCGAGCUGCCCUUCGGCGGUGUGGGCCACAGCGGGAUGGGCGCCUACCACGGCAGGCACAGCUUCGAGACCUUCUCCCACCACCGUGCCUGCCUGAUCAAGGACCUGAGGUGGGACGUUGUGAACAAGCUGAGGUACCCACCUGGCAGUGUGGAGACGAUGCAUUUGGCCAAGAUUUUCCUGCUGAAGCAGUGUUACAGGAGCAGAGUGGGACAAUUCAUCUCGGCCCUGCUGGCGGCUGUGAAAGCCGUGGUGGCAAAGGUGUUGUGCCCCCACUGAGAGGGGUGAUGGGCA
This is a messenger RNA of Onychostruthus taczanowskii (white-rumped snowfinch), 1982 nucleotides long. Its product is annotated as aldehyde dehydrogenase family 3 member A2-like. Bases 498 to 1967 code for a protein of 489 amino acids. Gene Ontology annotation, biological process: aldehyde metabolic process. Gene Ontology annotation, molecular function: aldehyde dehydrogenase (NAD+) activity. The record is from RefSeq and is a predicted model, not a curated record. The transcript is spliced from 11 exons. NCBI's taxonomy places the organism in Eukaryota, Metazoa, Chordata, Aves, Passeriformes, Passeridae. Gene Ontology annotation, cellular component: cytoplasm.